Molecule: messenger RNA, 1721 nt
Organism: Exophiala oligosperma
Lineage: Eukaryota; Fungi; Ascomycota; Eurotiomycetes; Chaetothyriales; Herpotrichiellaceae
Exons: 2
Coding region: 87-1634 (515 amino acids)
Biological process (GO): Golgi to plasma membrane protein transport
Cellular component (GO): trans-Golgi network
Source: RefSeq, a predicted model, not a curated record
CGCGAUCAACCUUAGAUAGACAGUAUUUCGUCGUCUGUCGUCGAAUACCCCCCCGGAUAUCCUGCAUCGAUGCCAACAUAUACAUCAUGGAGCCUUCUGCAAAGCUCGCUUUGCAGAUACAGCCAGAGAGGGGUAUUGGCUGGAUCACACUCGGCUCAUCUCUUCAUAGUGUCUUGACAAGAUUGAAAGCCUCUCCACAGACAUACUGCAGCAUUGAUCUGUCAUACUCUGCAGCACAGCCAAUCACGUCGCCCAUCAUUCUGAAUCUCCCUUACAACGGCUUAAGGCUUCGAUUUGACGGUCCGGACCAGCGAUUACGCUUGAUUGAAGUUCUGGACUUUUCCGCGGUAACCCUUGUGUAUAAGAACACCGAUCUCGUUCGCCGUGCUAAGAGUACGGAUGGAACCAACCCAGAGGAAGGGCCUACCACCCUCGGCCCAACGUUUCGUCAUAUUUACAGUCGACUAUUUGGACCUACAUAUGCUGGAGAGUACCUGCCUCCUGAACAGGGACGAUCAGCUGGAACAUACAUCCUAUCGUAUCCGGGGUUGGCCUUUAAUUUCCCCAUCAAGCAUCAAUCCUGGUCGGAAAAGGUAGAUUUCGUCUCUAUACUUUCAUCAAAUGCCACCGGCCCAGCAGUUUCCAUGGCCAUCUUUUCCGGGUCUUCCUGGACAGAGGCACGAUCUACUCUAUACACAAAAUCCCCGACGUAUCCCAGGCUCUCACUACUCAUCGGCAAGUCCGCAGAAACGAUUGCUGAUGAGAUUGAAGAAGUAAAAGUGCUAGGUGGUAGUAAAAUCGAAUUUGUACGCAGGAAUACGCCCUCGUUUACACUCACUCUGAGCGAGGCCACUCCUCAGGAUGUGGUAGCCGAGCUAGGGCCUCCAGAUGCUGUUUACCGUAAGAGUGAUCGCCGAAUCUCUAUACACGCCACGGGUAAGCCUUCCAAUCGACGACUCCCGAGUAUGUCGCCAGCACUUGAUCCUCAGGCGCUUGACACAGACCAGUCGUCGAUGCAAAGCUACACAGAAGACUCUGAUGUUGAACCGGAACUUGACGAGGAGCGUAAUAACGGAAGUAGCGACGAAUGCUUCUACAACUACUUCAAUCAUGGGUUUGAUAUUCUCAUAUCUUCUCCAGCUCCGCGGUCGCUGCCUUUCCCUGGAACCUCCAACACCGAAACUUCGAAAUCAUUCAGCACUCAACUUGUGGCCACCAAGAUAUUCUUACAUGGAAACAUUCCUGGGUCUUUUUCAUUCAAUCGUCAUCGAAGGUGCCGUUGGACGAUACAUACCAGUGACGAGGGUCAAGAGCAAGUUCUGACAUCAGAAAUGCGAUUCUCAGACGUCUCAUCUACCCUGAAGCAAAUCUGGCACGGCACUUACAGGAAUGAAGACGAAGAAAAGCAAAUGCAGAGAGGAAUGGUAUUGAACAGAGGCUGGGAACAAAGUCCUGAAAGCUCGAUCGAAUUGCUCGGAGACCUAGAGGAAAGCCCAACCCGGGGACAGGGCCUUGGGAGUGGUUCUGCAGAAGUGAUUGGGAAUGGGAUGAGCAACACGGAGUUGUUUGGAUUUCCUGGGAUGCUGUUUGAGGUCUUAAAGAAUGAUGCCAUUAGUUGUUUGACAGUAUUCUAAACGACAGCAAUCAUCUAUCGUACCGUCUAUGGGCAUGGCGAUGUAUGCCUGACUUGUUCUCUGAUUUAUGUCAGGUCCGCACCCUGG